AUGUUGUGCGGCGAACUCCUGAACGGCGGCUUCGUCAGUACCGGAGCGGUACCGGUGGUUCCUUACGGUCUCUUAGGAUUCUGUCUGCCCGGUUGUCUACGUGCUACCAGCUCUAGUUUUCUCACAUCGUCUUACCUGACCCUGUUGGCCGAACUUCUGGCCACGGGCCACCUGGAUAUCAGAAACGAGCUGAUGGACCUCGCGAAGAGGAGCCAUCAGGCUCCGAGCAAUGGCGCUGUCGACCUUGACCUGGACAUGCACGCCGACGAUAUCGACGAGAAUGUCUUCCUCGAAAACGGUCUGCUCUCCUUCGAGAAUCCCAACUAUCACUUAGACCCAGCUCGUCUGGACGAUGCUCUGAACAGCAACGAGAACGGCAGCUCCCUGUACGAUGAAUUGUACCAAGAAUUGGUCGGGAACGGUGGCAGGAGCGGCGAAGUGACUGGCGGCGGAGGGGGCGGUGGCACGAGGGUGCAAGCACGCAGAACAUACGCCACGUUGGAUCUGGGCAGCAUGGGGGUCGACGUCACUCAAGGUCCCCUCACCCAGGACUCCGUGACAGAGGACGCGCCGGACAACACCGACAACCAUAACCUAGGGUACCACAGCGAGGGUGUUGCGGAGUCCGCUUUGGUCGACGACACCCUCAACGGAAAUCCUCGAUCUUCGUCGUCGUCGUCGUCUUCCUCGAUUCUGCCUCCCGUUCAGUCAGCAUCCGCGGACACGGUCGACGCAGCGAAUCUAUCCAAUUCGAGAAAUUAUUGCGAGAAACCGGAUAACGAAACGACAGAGAUGGGCGGCGUUCCGCACGUCGAGGGUGGACUGAACAGCGAGCUGUACGCUGUCCCGGUGAAACGGAGACAGCCCAAGGAUCAGAAGAACAAUGCCACUCUGCAGAACAAUGCCCAAGAGAAACCAACGGAGGUGGAUACCACGGACUCCGAGGACAAAGAUGAGAAUCUGCCGCCCGGAUGGCAGAAACACGAGGACGAGAACGGUCCUUAUUAUUGGCACGUUAAGAGCGGUAAUAUUCAAAGAGAGCCACCUGAAGCACCACCGCACACCAAGAGCCAGUCACGUAGGAGUCUGAUCAAAGACAACGAUAGCAUAAACAACUUCCACACUCUGAGCGGCAUGGUGAACACCGUGACCCGUAGCAACACUAGCUCAGCCCUGGACCAAGAGCUCGAGAACAAGAGGAAAGUGGAUCUAGCUCUCAAGCGAAGAAGCUACCCCGCACGAGCUGACUCCGAGGGCAGGGACAAACCUAUCAGAUUCGCCGUGCGCUCCCUUGGAUGGACGGAGAUCGCUGAAGAGGAUCUGACGCCUGAAAGAAGCAGCAAGGCUGUAAACAAGUGCAUCGUCGAUUUAUCUCUGGGUAGAAAUGAUCUUCUGGACGUUGUCGGCCGAUGGGGUGACGGUAAAGAUUUGUUCAUGGAUCUAGACGAAGGCGCCUUGAAACUGAUCGACCCGGAGAAUCUAACUGUUCUCAACACACAGCCAAUUCACACGGUGAGGGUAUGGGGUGUUGGCAGAGAUCACUGCCGUGAAAGGGACUUCGCUUACGUGGCAAGAGACAGGUCGACCCGAAAACACAUGUGCCACGUGUUCCGUUGCGACAUCCCGGCGCGCACGAUCGCGAACACGCUCCGCGACAUUUGCAAGAAGAUCAUGAUCGAACGAUCGCAACACCAGAACCUCGCGAAACCGGUGGACAUCAAUGGACGAACGAGCCUCGCUACGAGACCGACUAACCUGCCGACAGAGCAUCGACGCUUCCAUAGAAACGGACAAGCACUAGUCACGCAAUCUUUCCCAACGCCGAUGGAAGAGCCGAAGAAGGUUCUGCGUGCACAAUAUCUCGGAUCGAUGCAGGUCUCUCAGGCGACUGGCAUGGAAGUACUGAACGACGCGAUAGAUCACAUAGUGGCCAACACGCCGAUCAAUCAAUGGCGAAACGUGAACGUUGCAGUCGCACCCAGUAUGAUUUCCAUCCUUACACCGAACGAGGAUAAACUUAUUACCGAAUGUCGAGUACGUUAUCUGUCGUUUCUCGGCAUUGGCCGCAACGUGAAACAGUGCGCUUUUAUAAUGCACACCGCGCAAGAUCUAUUCAUCGCACACGUCUUCAACUGCGAGCCUAGCAGCGGAGCCCUUUGCAAAACCAUAGAAGCUGCUUGCAAGCUAAGGUACCAGAAAUGCUUAGACGCACACCCGCAGGGGUUUAGAAACGCCAGCAGCCUGAAUACUCCCAGCGGAAAAGGCAUUGGCGCCACCUUGAAAUCUCUGGUUGGCUCUCUGACUGGACGUAGGAACAAGCAGGGAACUCUGGCCGCUGCCUGCUGAGCGAGAGGUGAUCAGACAUAGACAUCUGCAGUCGCCACUGACCUUGAAAUACUUUAGCGGAUCGCCACCGAGCGCGUCUCUCAGGUCACUCCUUUCGCCCUCUCUGGACAACAGGCGUAUUCAGCUGGCCCGUUGGGAAAGCAAUCCUUAAGAGGAACGUAGCCGCAGGUGAAGUUAACUCUCGAGGAAGAGCAAGAGGAGGAACGACAAGAAGAAGAGGAAAAAGGAGAAGCUGAAGAAGAAGAAG
Habropoda laboriosa is the source of this 2593-nucleotide messenger RNA. RefSeq names its product protein Fe65 homolog. Gene Ontology annotation, cellular component: cytoplasm; nucleus. Gene Ontology annotation, molecular function: amyloid-beta binding; transcription factor binding. Lineage: Eukaryota; Metazoa; Arthropoda; Insecta; Hymenoptera; Apidae. The transcript has 14 exons. The record is from RefSeq and is a predicted model, not a curated record. Bases 1 to 2346 code for a protein of 781 amino acids. Gene Ontology annotation, biological process: regulation of DNA-templated transcription.